AUGACCCACUCGCAAACCGUCCACGCCCUAGUGAUCCGGUCUACGGUUUUUGGUCAAUUGUUAUCCUCGCAGCUCAUCGGCAUGCUUUUCGACUGCGUCUUGACGGGCGCACUGUUUAUCCAGAUGCUCGUCUACCAUAUCUGUUUCCCCAAAGACUCCGUCGCGUUCAAGACUCUUGUCUAUGGGCUGCUGUUGCUCAUGCUUGGUCGGCUUUGUCUGAUAGCAUACGAGGCCCAGUAUUUCUAUGCGGACGGCUUCGGCGAUGUUGCUCGACUUUCCACCCAGACUCGACACCAAUACUCUUAUGCCUUGGUUCCCAUAACAGUCUGCAUUGUCCAGCAGUUCUUCGGAUAUCGUAUCUUGUCCCUCGAUCGUCGUUUGUGGCCAGUGUGCUUGCUUAUAAGCUUGCUCUCGCUUGGACAAUGCUGUGUUGCGUAUGUAGGACUUGGAAUCGUAUACGCGGGAUCCCCAGCCUCACUUUUGAGCAAACUCGCGUUGGUCUCUAACCUUGUUCGAGCGUGGUACAUAACCGGCAUGUUGACUGCGCUCCUCAACACUGUAACGACGGUGAUGGCGCUCCUCCGCUUGCGCAGUAUUAACAGCCUCACAAAGCGAGCUGUGCAAAACGUCGUACGAUUUACGAUCGAGUCUAAUGCAGCUUCGACUGUCGUCGAAAUUGUUUCUUUGGCGCUUUUGCAGGCCUACCCAACGACGACAUACUAUGUCGGCACAAGUGUACUUCUCUCUGGCGUCUACACCAACAUGCUCCUCGCAACCCUCAAUUAUCGUGCCAUUGUUCGACAACAAUCUGCACCUCCGUCCACCGAAGCAACAGCCACCACAGCCCCAUCCGUUCCCUCACGCCCUAGCACGCUCGUACAGCCCGCCACGGAGAAGGUUCAUCCUCGCGACAGUGUCACUAUCCGAAGCGGCUCCUCGGUUCCGACCGAUGGUGGAUCGACGCGUCAGAGUCAAGACAAUUUGAAGCAGCGGCCUCAAUCUGUACAGCAGCGUCCACUGAACAGCCUUCCCCCAGCGGAGAACUAUCGCCCUGGUGAUGUCGAAAUACGUGUGGAUCAGGAGCGGAGUAGUGUUGUGGAUUAG
Messenger RNA from Mycena indigotica, 1104 nucleotides. RefSeq lists its product as uncharacterized. NCBI's taxonomy places the organism in Eukaryota, Fungi, Basidiomycota, Agaricomycetes, Agaricales, Mycenaceae. The transcript is spliced from 8 exons. The record is from RefSeq and is a predicted model, not a curated record. Bases 1 to 1104 code for a protein of 367 amino acids.